GGGUAUUUUGCUAUCCAAUCAAAUUGGGUUGGGUAUGUAAUCCAAAUAAAUGGUAAAUGUUGGGGUGUACAUGGGUCGGGUGGUUUGAUUUGGUCAUUUUAAUUACCUUACCCAUAUUAUAUUACGGUUUUGAAAAUAUUAAAUUCAAACCCACCCAAAAAAAUUAGAACCAUACGAUUUAUUUAUAAUUGGGUCGGCUUGGAGAUACUCUUAAUUAAAAAUCCAAUCCCACACAAAAAAAUGCAACUCUACAAAAAUAUAAUAUAACUAAAUUAAAACUUUAAACAAAUAAAUCAUGGCAAAAAGUAACAAUAUUCAUAAAUGUUGUUUGGAUUUUAAUGAAAUGCAAUUUACUUCAACGUAUGUCUAGUUUUUUUCAUAAAAAUUUGUAGAAAUAAGCUAAAGUGGUUAUAAGCUAACACAUCCAUAAUAUAGUUUUCUUCUAGAAUUGUGCAUGAGAAAAAGAUUACAUGAAUCAUAGCUAAUAUUAAAUCUACGUCUAAAUUUUAAGUUGGAGAAUGUAUUAGACUAGGAAAACCACAAGAGAAAAAGAUGACAAGAUAUCUUAAUUUUCUCACAAAUAUGUUUAUUUACAAAAAAAUAUAUUUUGGAUACGAACACUUAUGACAAUAGUUCAACACGGGUUGCGUUACCCCAGUAUCAGCACCCAACCCAAUAGAGGCGAGUUGUACAAAAGAAAAUCCUCACCCAAUUUUAAACUUUAAUUUUGAUGAAAAUUAGGGGUGGGUAGGUUUAGAGGUUGUUUUGUUCACCCCUAGGUAAAUUGGUAGAGUUUGAUAAGUUUGUACUCAUACCCAUUUAUUUGGGUUGGGUUUUUAAUCAAUGUAUUUAGGUUUGUACCCAUACCCAUAUUAAACGUAUCUUAACUUAAUAGAUAUUUAUAUUAAGUAUAUUAAAUUAAUUUUUUCCAUAUAAGCUCUCAAAAUAUUGAUGAAAACUUACAUUGUAGUACAUAAUUUUUUUGGAUAUUACAUUUUGAUACCUAAAUGGGUAUUCAUAUCCAACUCAUACCCACUUAGAUUAUAGAAACAAUAUCCAAAUUCUACCCAAACCCAUAUAUAUUUCACUCAUACUCUACCCAUUCUAAAUAGGAAUACUUGAGUUUGGGUUAAAUUACCAUGAGUGGGUAAUUGUGAUCCCUACUUACGUACAAUAUUUUUUUAAUUGAUAUAUAAUAAAUAAUUAUAUAUUCAUAAAAUUCUCAUAGUGUCUUAAUCAUUAGUAAGACCUAUGUAAAACAUUUGUUUAAUUAAUGUGUUAAAAAUAACUAUCUUUCUAUUCGCUUAAUAUAUUUUUAGUUUACCUACAUUACUGUUAUAGAAGUGGGGUUGGGGUGGAUUUUAUUUUUUCUCUUUUUAUUAUUUCUUAAUAAAAUAUUUUCCAUGUCAGCGUCCACCUCAUAAUUGACCUAAUUCUUGGUCAAACAAUAACGAAAAAAUUGACAGAGUACUAACAACAUAAUUGAAAUGUCAUAUCGAAAGUUAUAUAAUAUAAAUGACAAAGGCGCUAAAGAUUGGUAUUUUUAGUGGUAUUAGUUUUUUUCUUCAAAAUCAUUGAGGUUUUAAUGUAUGAUCGAUCUACAAAUCAAGCAGCCGCUGUUGAGAGACUUGCAGCAGCUGAACAUCAUCCCCCUGAAAAUUGAUGAUGAUCCAGUCAAGUACAUGAUCAAGAAGGUUCCUGGGAAGCUGUUGGAUGCUUUUGUUGAUUUUGUCUUCCAGUUUCUUGAUCAAACCUUGCUCCCAUCUCAGAGCAACUUUGCUCCGGUGGAUGAACUGAAGGUAGCCGUUCGUGUGACGGCCGUAGAGGGUACAAUUCCGGAAGAUUUCACAGAGGGAGUUUAUAUCAGAAAUGGACCUAAUCCUCUGUUUGGAGGAUUGAAAUCAACGAGAUCCGUGUUGGGAAGGUCAAGCCACAUAUGGGUAGAAGGAGAAGGGAUGCUCCAUGUCCUCUAUUUCCAGAAGGACAGUAGCGACGGGGAAUGGAGCGUCUCCUACAAAAACCGGCACGUGGAGACUGAGACCUACAAGAUGGAGAAAGACAGGGCCAAACCUUGCUUUCUUCCUGCCGCUGAAGGCCAUUCCCCUGCCAUCUUAGCAGCCUUCUUGUUCAAUUUGAUGAGAUUCGGGAUGGUGAACAAGUUAUACAGCAACACGAACGUUGUGGAGCAUGGUGGGAAGUUCUACGCAGUAGCUGAGAGUCAUGCUGCUCAAGAAUUCGACAUCGUCACGCUCGAUACCAUUGGAGAUUGGGACGUCGAUGGAGCUUGGAAUCGAACUUUCGCCUCCCACCCUAAGAGAGUUCCUGGCUCUGGCGAGCUGGUUGUAUUUGGAGUGCAGGGUUCGAAACCGUUCGUCGAGCUGGGAGUCAUUUCUGCUGACGGGAAGAGAUUACUCCAUAGAGUGGAUCUAAAUCUCAGCAGAUGCACCCUCUGUCACGAUGUUGGGAUCACUGAGAGGUACAAUGUGUUCAUGGACUUCCCACUCACCAUAGACGUUAACAGGCUGAUCAGGGGAGGACCGUUAAUCAAGUACACCAGAGAAGAUUAUGCAAGGAUCGGGGUGAUGCCUCGAUAUGGAAAUGCAGAGUCGAUUCGAUGGUUCGACGUGACACCCAAUUGUACAUUUCACAUCGUGAAUUGUUUCGAGGACGGAAACGAGGUGGUGGUGAGGGGAUGCAGGGCUCUUGAUUCAAUCAUUCCAGGACCUGAGUUGGGCGAAAACAAGUUGGAGUGGUUUUCAAGAAGGUUUAGGCUUGCAGCUGACAACGAGGGGAAUGGUACUUCUUCUUCUUCUUCUUCUUCUUCUGAAGACGGAUCGUUGUUUACCCGCUGCUACGAGUGGAGACUGAACCUAGAAACAGGGGAAGUGAAGGAAAGAAACCUAACUGGGAAAACAGAAGCCUCCAUGGAUUUUCCUAUGAUCCAUCCUGACUUCACAGGUCUCCAUAACCGGUUUGGAUACACACAAACCAUCGAUUCUGAAGCAAGCUCUGCUGCAGGGAUGACAAAAUAUGGAGGUCUGGCCAAACUCUACUUUGAAGAACCUGCUGCAACAAAUUGCGAUCUGAGCGACGAGGACCAGUGCGAAGAGGCGAUGAUCAAGGUGGAGUACCAUGAAUUCGAGAAGAACACGUUCUGCACUGGAGCUGCUUUUGUUCCUAAAAUGGCCACAGCAGGGAGCUCAAGUAGUUGUAGUGAAGAAGAAGAUGAUGGUUGGGUCAUCACUUUUGUUCACAACGAAGACACUGACACUUCCAUGGUUUACAUAAUCGACGCAAAGAAGUUGAGCAGCGAGCCAGUUGCCAAGAUUGCAUUGCCUUGCAGAGUUCCAUAUGGUUUUCAUGGAGCCUUCAUGCCUAUGUCACUCCCACUUAUGUGAUCUACACAACUAGCUCAGGAAGAUUCAAGAUUUAAAAUUCAAUGUGUAUCAUAACAUUUGUGGUAUCUUUCAUGAUAAUUGAAUGAACUAUGAUUAAUUACUCAUCACCUCACCUUAUCUUAAUAGUGGGUAACGAUUUGGUUUGCACCGAACACAACUGACAUUUGAAUCAAACCAAAUUAGAUCAAAUAUAAUUCGAUUUAAUUUUGAUCUCAUGUCUCUUAAAAAGAAAAAAACAUAUCACAUUCGAAUAUUACACUUGUGAUUCGACCAAUCUUAAAUCUUGAUCCCCAUUUCCUUUUUUCCACCUAAAAACAUUCCAUUCAACAUAGGGUUACUCAUAAAGUUAAAAGCCGCAACACCACUUCUUUAAACUUACAAACUAUAAUUAGCAGCGGGCUAAUGGUAUGUAUGACCCUUGAAUAAAGUUUUCUUAUUUACUAGUAUAAUUUUUGCUAUUAUUAUAAGUGAAAGCCGAACAAACAGGGGAUUAAAAAAAAUUAGUGGGUGACCGAGAUAUAAUCUGAGCCCCACUUCUUUAGCUAUAACAAAGUUAAGUCUAGUUAAAAUGUAGGGUUAAUAUUUUCGUAUGGCCUGAACUUUGACCAAAAUAAAUAUUCUGGCCAAUUUUUCCGAUCGAUAACAUCCUGGCCCGAACUAUACACCAAAAUAAACAAUUUGGCCAAACCCGAUGUUUGACCGUUAACUUGGACGUUAGUCAACGCGCCACGUCACUGCCAAGUCAAAAAAACAGUUUAGUGUUUGGCUGUAAAACUAUUAGAAGUGCUUUUUAAUAUGAGCGGUUGUGUAAAAUGACUAUAAAGGACUUAUAAUAUAAAAUAAAAAUAAAAAUUCUAAACAAUAAAAAGUAGUCAAAAUGGAUCUUGUUAGAUUUCUUUUAUAUUAAAUAAUAUGAUUUUAUAAUUUAUUUUAUUUUUAAAAUGAUAUAAAUGAAUGAAAAUAAUAUUUCUGAAAUAAAAUUAAAAUAUGGUAAGGAUAAUCUUGUAUUUUCAAAACAGCUUUAUUUUAUUUCCAAAUCGGAGCUUCUGCUUUUAUGUUAUACAAAAGCGUUUUACGGCUUUUCAAAAGCCGAGCUUUUAAAGGUGUUUGACACUGCUUCAACUUUUGAAGCCGAAAAACACUUUUAAAAGCCGGGCAACAUAGGCAACAUCCCUUAGUCGACUACCUAGAUUUGUAUCUCUUCAUGAGCUUCAUUCUUGGCCACUCUUAUUAGAUUCAUGCCAUUUAUGGUUCAAACUUCAAAUCAGACCGUACGAGUCCUUUAACUGACCGAUUAAUAGAGAAUCGAAGGGCUUAAUUGCCCAGACCCACUGACCAUCAUUUCCCAACCUAAUACCUUGCAAAAAACUAAACAUGUACAUUUAUUUGUGUCUUAAUUUGCAGAGCUAACCAUUCACGUCUCUUUAAUACAUUUGUGACUUGAGACAGAGACAAACAUAUCAAUGCAGAAUGGACCAAUUAAGAUUUAAGACCAUUCCUAAUUGUCUGGUUUUUGUUCAAGUUUUGAUUCAUGGAACAAUAAUGGCCCGGCAUUAGUUGGGACUUCCUAAUGAGCUAACGAUCUUGAAUUGCGCGUUUUAUGUUUCACAAUAGUUAGACGCGUGUAGCAGUACAAUAUUGUCAUCUCAUGUAUCUAAUAAUGGUGAAUUGAGACAUACACGAUUCAAUGAUGAUGAAUUACGAGACAACGUUCGACAACUUGUUCAACUAAUGACGCUAUAAAUUAAAACUUCUCCCUUAUCGUACAUUGAUUUCACGUUAUAAAUCCAAAAUAAUAACCUAGAAAUUCUUUAAAGUUAGUGGAAGAAAAUAACUAAAAUUAUAAGUCAACAGGAAUGAGAGUUUGAUCUACCAAUAUCAUUAUUGACUUUCAACGUGAAUAUCUCGAAUUCGGAUUCCCCAUCUUCCAUGCCCAUUGAGUAGAGCAUGUAAAGAGAAAACAAAAUGAUAAGCUAAUG
Messenger RNA from Linum trigynum, 5377 nucleotides. Lineage: Eukaryota; Viridiplantae; Streptophyta; Magnoliopsida; Malpighiales; Linaceae. The record is from the annotation of a GenBank genome assembly.